AUGGUGACGUCCGACGUGGGUGAAUCUAGUCUUAAUCUUGGCCGACUUAACCGUUAUAUUUCAUCAUUAUCUAUCUAUCUAUCUAUCUAUCUAUCUAUCUAUCUAUCUCAUCUUAUUUAUAACCACAACCUGAAAUCUGCAACCAUUAACCUUGCCGAGUUAGCCCUUAUAUUUCAUCAUUAUCUAUCUAUCUAUCUAUCUAUCUAUCUAUCUAUCUAUCUAUCUAUCGGUUCAUUAUCUAUCUAUCUAUAUAUCUAUCUAUCAUUCGGUUCAUUAUCUAUCUAUCUAUCUAUCUAUCUAUCUAUCAUUCGGCUCAUUAUCUAUCUAUCUAGCAUUUGGUUCAUUAUCUAUCUAUCUAUCUAUCUAUCUAUCUAUCUAUCUAUCUCAGUCUGUUCAUUUUCUAUCUAUCUAUCUAUCUAUCUAUCUAUCUAUCUAUCAUUCGGUUCAUUAUCUAUGUAUCUAUCUAUCUAUUUAUCGGUUCAUUAUCUAUCUAUCUAUCUAUCUAUCUAUCUAUCUAUCGAUCUAUCUAUCAUUCGGUUCAUUAUCUAUCUAUCUAUCUCUCUAUCUAUCUAUCUAUCUAUCUAUCGGUUCAUUAUCUAUCUAUCUAUCUAUCUAUCAUUCGGUUCAUUAUCUAUCUAUCUAUCUCAUCCUGUUUAUAUCUAUAUCAGCCUAUCUAUAUCUCUAUGUCUCAUCUAUUUAUAA
This is a messenger RNA of Acanthosepion pharaonis, 702 nucleotides long. The record is from the annotation of a GenBank genome assembly. NCBI's taxonomy places the organism in Eukaryota, Metazoa, Mollusca, Cephalopoda, Sepiida, Sepiidae.